CCCAUACACAAAAACACUCACAGAACGUUUGGAGAUUACCGGGCAGUCGAAUUCUAGUUUGAAUCGGAAGCACUGACUGGUCAAAGUGAUCAUUGUGGUGGCUUGGAACUAAGCCCAGUCAUGCCGCACUGGUCGAUUCCGCGCGUUCGAGUCCAGUGCCUUGGGUGGGCAACCAAAGUGCAGAAGGACCAAGGGUCCCAAGGAGGGAUCCGUACCAGAACCAAAAUUGAGAAACUUUUCUCGCUUGUGAAAGACAGACACAUCAAGACAUGUAACAUGAGCAAAAAUCACACGGUAACAACCAUCUUGCAAACUGCUGAAAUCCCCACAGUAACUUGUGACGAUCUCCAAAUGGAAAGGCUGAUCGAUCUCACUCCCUUGGACAAUGGAGGCUGCAAGGGGGUUAAAUGUCUUUCCGAACUAAACAAGAAAAUCUCAAAGAGUGGGAACAUUCCGGGAGGAAAAGGAGCUGCCUUGCUGCCCACUCAAGAAACCUCGUUGGGCUGCCCCCGGCAGUGCAGCAAGUACGGCUUGUACGGUAGGAUUGUCUACCUCCUCGUUAAGGAGGCUUAG
This is a messenger RNA of Pyricularia oryzae 70-15, 573 nucleotides long. RefSeq lists its product as uncharacterized. Bases 121 to 573 code for a protein of 150 amino acids. The transcript is spliced from 4 exons. Lineage: Eukaryota; Fungi; Ascomycota; Sordariomycetes; Magnaporthales; Pyriculariaceae. The record is from RefSeq and is a predicted model, not a curated record.